AUGGCGCAACGCGAUCACAAGCAGGAGGAGCCCACGGAGCUGCGGGCGCCGGAGAUCACGCUCUGCGCCAACAGCUGCGGCUUCCCCGGCAACCCGGCCACGCACAACCUCUGCCAGAACUGCUUCUUGGCCGGACCGGCCUCCACGUCGCCGUCUUCCUCCUCCUCCUCUUCUCUACCGGGCGUGUCCGUGUCGACCCCCGUCGUCGACAGGCCGAGGCCGGCGCCGGUGGAGGUCGAGCUCGCCGUUGACCUUGCUCCGGCGAGGACGUCGGUGAACCGGUGCUCCAGCUGCCGGAAGCGCGUGGGGCUGACGGGGUUCCGGUGCCGGUGCGGCGACAUGUUCUGCGGCGAGCACCGGUACUCGGACCGGCACGGGUGCAGCUACGACUACAAGGCCGCCGCCCGGGACGCCAUCGCCCGGGACAACCCCGUGGUGCGCGCCGCCAAGAUCGUCAGGUUCUGA
Molecule: messenger RNA, 465 nt
Organism: Triticum turgidum subsp. durum (durum wheat)
Lineage: Eukaryota; Viridiplantae; Streptophyta; Magnoliopsida; Poales; Poaceae
Source: the annotation of a GenBank genome assembly